AUGAGGUCUCCUCUUGCUUUUGGCACCGUCCUCGCGACGGCACUCCCCCUUCUUGCCACGGCCCAGAGGCUGAACAAACCUGCCCUGACGCCGAACCUGGACUAUCUUGAACAGGGGAACAUUGACAAUCUUCAUCCGACUCACAGCACCUGGGACAAGUGGGGGCCUGGUUGGAUCCCCGCCGAUUGCAAGAGCAUCGCGCAGAACGAAGGCAAGAAUCCGGAUGAUUUCGAGAUUUACAACGUCCACUAUGACGACUGUAGUGAUGCUUGGGUGUUCUGCCGCCACAAGGACAGCAACGUCGAUCUUGUGACAACAAUUGACAUCUUUGGCCGACUUCCUGUGAAGAUGCGUAGCUGGGUCCGCCAUGUCAUCACCAUCCCCGGUGACAGCUGGGCAUACAACUCCAACGGCAACAUUGCAUUCUUUGGCACGACCAGCAGCAGCAUGGACGUGGCAAUCCAUGAGACGGGCCACAGUCUUGACUUGCUCGGAGCUUACUGGGGCAAGACAUUCUCUGACAGCAGCACUUGGCUAGACAACUACAACCAGGAUCCGAACGUACCUGAUGAAUAUGCUCAAACGAAUCAGGUCGAAAACGUCGCGCAAAACACCGUCGUGGGUGUCUACGACAAGGUCGUCCCUGGCGGCUUCGGUUCCGUCCAACCCAACUGGCACAACAUCUUCCACCAGUACGCCACUCUCCAAUGGGGUGCCGGCGACCAGAUCAUUCCUGGCGGAACGUGUGACCGCCAUCUGCAGAAUUCGGAGACUGUUCCGACGGGCAAUUCGGCUCUUGCGUUUAACGCUGUCAACAGGCCGGAUACUUCCCUGAAAGGCAACUACAGCAACAUCGUCACGGAUUUCAAGGAGUUCAGUACGAGGGGAAAUUGCAGGAUUUGA
This is a messenger RNA of Rasamsonia emersonii CBS 393.64, 903 nucleotides long. Its product is annotated as conidiation-specific protein. The coding region runs from base 1 to 903 and encodes 300 amino acids. Lineage: Eukaryota; Fungi; Ascomycota; Eurotiomycetes; Eurotiales; Trichocomaceae. The transcript has 5 exons. The record is from RefSeq and is a predicted model, not a curated record.